CGCGCGCUCAAUAUUGCUUCGUAUCUUUCAACGUUUCUAUUGUGCCAGCUGUCACGUAAAAAUUCAGGAAGCUUUUUAUCCAAGAAAAAAUCACCACAGUAUAAAAGAAUUUACACCUUAAUCCAACAUGAUGCUCAUAUGGAAUUUAUUGACAUUUAUAUCGUUUGUCAAUGUUCACUGUGAAGGAGAAUAUUUGAAAAUUGAGAUUGGCGACCCUUGCGGUAAUCCUCAUGGAUCUGGAAGAUGGAUGAACAAAAAUAACACAUUUGGGUGUGAUCAGUGUGAUGCAGGCGAAUAUCGGGAUUCGUAUAAUAACACAUGUUCGGCGUGCACUGGUUCACUGACCAGCUGCAAACCAAAUGUAUUAUCAAGUUCUUGUAGUCACCAUUGGAGGGAUUGUGAGACCACGUCACCCAGCACAACUACAAGAAAUGUGUCAACUGAUAAACCAGUGAUCAAUACUUCGUCGAAUAUUCACAGCACGACGUCAGUUGAACAUAUCACCAGUCCAACAUCCACCAAAAAAAUAACCAAUGCGAAUAUUAGGCCAAUUACUUCGGCCUCGUUUCAGUCGUCUUUUACUUCAAGCACAACUGUGAAAACCAGUGUUGAACACAGCGAAAAAACACAUUUAGAGCCAUGGGUUUACGUUAUUAUAGUACGGGGGUUAGUAUUUCUCAUUGUCUUUAUUGCUAUUUUAAUAUUUAGAGUAUAUAAACAUCGCACAUCACAGCAAAGUAGGCGCACAAAUGAUACACUAGACAACCUGACUGAUUCUGGUGAAAAGUUGCUCGAAAACAGCCAAGCUUGA
Styela clava is the source of this 811-nucleotide messenger RNA. The record is from RefSeq and is a predicted model, not a curated record. Lineage: Eukaryota; Metazoa; Chordata; Ascidiacea; Stolidobranchia; Styelidae.